Eruca vesicaria subsp. sativa (arugula) is the source of this 2552-nucleotide messenger RNA. The record is from the annotation of a GenBank genome assembly. Lineage: Eukaryota; Viridiplantae; Streptophyta; Magnoliopsida; Brassicales; Brassicaceae.
AUGAGAGAAGAAGAAGAAGAAGAAGAAUCAGUUUUUCCAGCUGAAGAGAAUCCAUCAUUGAAGAGAAACCGUCUCUGUCUCAAAGAAGAAGAGUUUUACUCAAACAAGAAACAAGCCAAAGAAGCUUCUAACGAUGACAUUAGAUCGGAGAUAUCAAACCCAGUCACGUCUCCGGUGGAUAUCACUAGCUCAGGUGAUCACAUUGGCUCUUGUUCCGGAAGUGAUUGUAGUUUCGUGUUGGAGAUUCCUAAGCAUCUUAGCACAACUGGGAUAACGAAAGUCACUUUUAAGCUCAGUAAACCACUAAAGGAGGAGACUUUAAGUGGUUUUCCGAUGGCCCAGGAGCGUAGAUGGAAGAGUGCUUCUUCAAAUGUAGGUUUGAAGAAGAAAGUUAAAGACUUUUUUCUAUCUAAUGUGAAGAAGCUGUUGUUGAGUGGUGUACUUGAUGGUGCGAGGGUUAAGUACAUUUCUAACUCAUCACCUCUGAGAGAGCUUGAUGGGAUAAUAUACUCGGGUGGGUAUUUGUGUGGAUGUGCUGCGUGUAAUUUCACGAAAGUUCUAGGUGCUUUUGAGUUCGAGGAGCAUGCUGGUGGAAAAACGAAGCAUUCUAAUAAGUACAUAUUUUUGGAGAAUGGAAGGUCGGUUUAUAAUGUAGUUCAAGAGCUGAAGACUGUUCCUGUUGGUGUUAUUGAGGAGGUGAUAAGGAAAGUGGUGGGUUCUGCUCUGAAUGAGGAGGGCUUUCAGGCUUGGAAAGAGAGUCUCCAGCAGGAUGAUAAUAACAUGGCUGAAGAUGAUUGGAAUCAUACCACUGCGAAUUCGUUUCAGUCCCUUGUCAGUUAUCCUGGUUCUGGUCGAUCUGUUGAUGAGAGUCAAGUCUAUAAUACCCCAUGUAUCCCAGAGACUAAUUAUGUUAGAAAGAAAGUAUGUACAAAGGUCACAAAAGCAAAGAAGCGUACCUCUCAUAUGUUUGGCUCGGAUUACCAUAAGAAAGUUUCUAAAGGCGGCAGGGAUAAUGACUUACACCGUGUGCUGUUUUUGCCUAAUGGGCUACCAGAUGGGACUGAACUGGCGUACUAUUUUAAAGGGAAGAAUCUACUGCAGGGUUACAAACAAGGAAGUGGUAUAGUGUGUAGCUGCUGCGACAGAGUGAUCUGCCCUUCACAAUUUGAAUCGCAUGCUGGAAUGUCUAUUAGGCGACAACCCUAUCAUCAUAUCUGCAUAUCUUCCGGACUGUCAUUGCAUGACAUAGCACUGUCAUUGGCGGAUGGCCAUGUCAUUACAAAUGGUGACAGUGAUGACAUGUGUUGUAUUUGUGGCGUCGGUGGAGAUUUGUUACUCUGUGCUGGAUGUCCUCAAGCUUUUCAUACAGCAUGCUUGAAAUUUCAAUCCAUGCCUGAAGGUAGUUGGUACUGUUCAAGCUGCAGUGAUCGACCUAUCUCUAGUAAAACGGCCAUUGUUACUGAUCCUAAUUCGAAACCAAUAGUUAUAAGACCGAGAAGAGUUAUUAAACCACCAGAAAGUGAAAUUGGUGGUUGCGUGUUCUGCAGGUCUCAUGAUUUUAGCGUUGGGAAAUUUGAUGAUAGGACGGUUAUUCUUUGUGACCAGUGUGAAAAAGAGUACCACGUCGGUUGUCUCAGGGAGAAUGAGCUUUGUGAUUUGAAAGAAAUCCCUCAAGAUAAAUGGUUCUGCUGUAGUGACUGCAGCAGGAUUCACACGGCUCUUCAGAGUUCUGUUUCCGGUGGACCACAAACUAUUCCCACACUUUUGUUAGACACGUUAAGAAGAAAGUACAGAGAAAAAGGAAUAAAUACUGACAAUGGAGAUACUGUGGAAUGGAGGAUGCUUAGUGGAAAAAGUAGAUGCCCAGAACAUGAACACUUGCUUUCACAAACGUCUACUAUUUUCAGGGAGUGUUUCGAUCCCAUAGUGGCAAAGUCUGGUCGUGAUCUCAUUCCUGUCAUGGUCUAUGGGAGAAAUAUAUCGGGGCAGGAGUUUGGAGGAAUGUACUGCUUGGUCCUGAUGGUGAAUUCCUUAGUUGUAUCUGCUGCGCUGGUUAGGAUAUUUGGUCAGAAAGUUGCGGAGCUUCCUAUGGUAGCUACAAGCCGAGAGUAUCAAGGAAGGGGCUACUUUCAAGUGCUGUUUGCUUGCAUUGAGAGUCUUCUUUCGUCUCUGAGUGUUGAAAACUUGCUUCUCCCAGCAGCUCAAGAAGCUGAGUCUAUCUGGACAAAGAAGUUUGGCUUCACAAAGAUGACUGAACAGCAAUUGCAGAAGUACCAAAGAGAAGUGCAACUUACAAUCUUCAUGGGAUCAUCGAUGCUGGAGAAGAAAGUGCCUAUAUUUUCUGAAUCAACUCCACUCAUCUGAUAUCAUCAUCUCUUGGAAGAUUCCUUUUUUAAUAAGCAUCAUCCAGUUUUGGGGGCUUGGGCUUCUAUCUUCUCCUUUCUGGCUCCUUUGAAACCACGUUCUUGUUUUCUUUUUUUUUUUGCAGAAGGGUCAUUUCUUGCGUACCUCUGUUAUUGUUCGUUUGUACAAACUCUAAUCAAAGAACAUUA